AUGGCGGAUCAAUACCAGGAUGAUUACGAGUACGAGCAGGAGGAAGACCAAUUUGAGGAGGAGGAGGAGGAUGACGGCAUUACUGCUGAGGACUGCUGGAUGGUCAUCUCCUCUUUCUUCGAAGCCAAAGGCUUAGUUUCGCAACAGGUCGACUCCUUCGACGAGUUCGUCUCUACGACUAUGCAGGAGCUGGUGGAAGAAAAUUCCCAGCUCACCCUUGACCAGAAUAACCCCCCGUCUGCGGACGAAAAUCCGAUCGCCCUGCGUCGAUACGAAAUCAAGUUUGGUACUGUUCUACUCUCGAGACCAGCGAUGACAGAAGGCGAUGGAACCACUCAAGUCAUGCUGCCCCAGGAGGCCCGGUUGCGAAACCUCACAUACUCGAGUCCUCUCUACCUCGAGAUGACAAAGAAUGUUUCGGUUGCCGUAGAGCGCAAUGUUCCCCUCAACGAGCUCGAUGACGAGCAAGAAGCAGAAAUGGCAGCUACCGGGAUCCAUCCAACGCGCCUAGUUUGGGAAGACGAGGAUGGGAGGGAGGCCGGCCCGGACAAGAUUGAGCCAACUCCGGACCGAGUAUUUAUUGGAAAGUUGCCGAUCAUGCUCAAGUCGAAGUACUGCAUAUUGAAAGACCUUGACGAGGAUGAUCUUUAUGCUUGGAACGAGUGCCCAUACGAUCAAGGAGGAUAUUUCAUUAUCAACGGCUCCGAGAAAGUCCUGAUCGCACAAGAGCGCAGUGCCGCCAACAUUGUGCAGGUGUUCCAAAAGUCGCUCCCCAGUCCGACACCGUAUGUCGCAGAGAUUCGAAGUGCUCUCGAGAAAGGCUCGCGCCUCAUCUCGCAGAUGUCCAUCAAGCUUUUUUCGAAGGGUGACGGUGGGAGAGGUGGUUUCGGUCAAACCAUCAAGUCGACAUUGCCAUAUAUCAGAGCCGAUGUCCCAAUCGCAGUGGUCUUCCGUGCCCUUGGUGUCGUCUCCGACGAAGACAUCUUGAACCAUAUCUGCUAUGAUCGCAACGAUACCCAAAUGCUGGAGAUGCUCAAGCCAUGUAUCGAGGAAGCUUUCGUCAUCCAGGAUCGCGAAGUCGCUUUGGAUUUCAUUGGGAAGCGUGGACAAAAUUCAACUCUGACCCGUGACAAGCGUGUCAAGUAUGCUCGCGACAUAAUGCAGAAGGAGCUGCUUCCGCACAUCUCGCAAUCGGAGGGCAGUGAGACCCGGAAGGCUUUCUUCUUGGGAUACAUGGUCCACAAGAUGCUUCAGUGCGCCCUUGGACGUCGGGAGACUGAUGACCGAGAUCAUUUUGGAAAGAAGCGCUUGGAUCUUGCUGGUCCUCUUCUAGCAAAGCUUUUCCGUGGCCUGUUCCGCAGAUUGACCUCAGACGUCUACAAAUACCUGAAGUUGUGCGUUGAGAACAACAAGGAGUUCAAUCUCGCGCUUGGUGUCAAGGCUACCACAAUGACGAACGGACUCAAGUACUCGCUGGCUACUGGUAACUGGGGCGACCAAAAGAAGGCCGCGAGCUCGACCGCCGGUGUCUCUCAGGUUCUCAACAGAUACACUUUCUCCUCCACGCUUUCCCACCUACGUCGCACGAACACUCCUAUCGGUCGUGACGGUAAGAUUGCGAAGCCUCGUCAACUUCAUAAUACCCAUUGGGGCUUGGUAUGUCCGGCCGAGACUCCUGAAGGCCAAGCCUGUGGUCUGGUGAAGAACUUGGCACUCAUGUGCUAUGUUACGGUCGGUACACCCAGCGAUCCCAUCAUCGAGUUCAUGAUUCAACGUAACAUGGAAGUUCUGGAGGAAUAUGAGCCUUUAAGGUCCCCCAAUGCUACCAAGGUCUUUGUCAACGGUGUAUGGGUUGGCGUUCAUCGCGACCCGGGCCAUCUCGUCAAGACAGUCCAGCACUUAAGAAGAUCACAUCUGAUCUCUCACGAAGUCUCCUUGAUUCGUGAUAUUCGAGACAGAGAAUUCAAGAUCUUCACGGAUGCUGGACGAGUUUGUAGACCUCUCUUUGUUGUGGACAACGACGUUGAGAGCCCCAACAAGGGCAACCUGGUACUCAACAAAGACCACAUCCGAAGAUUGGAAGAGGAUCAGCACCUCCAUGCUAACACGGACCCGGCGCUCAAGGAUGAGCUUUACUUCGGCUUCCAGGGCCUCAUCAACGAGGGUGUGGUCGAGUAUGUUGAUGCCGAGGAAGAGGAGACGAUCAUGAUUGUCAUGACGCCAGAGGAUCUGGAUAUCUCGCGCCAAAUCCAGGCCGGUUACAAAAUCCGCCCCGAUAAUAGCGGAGAUCUGAACAAGCGUGUCAAGGCUCCAGUGAACCCUACAGCACACAUUUGGACUCACUGCGAAAUCCAUCCGAGUAUGAUACUGGGAAUAUGUGCAAGCAUUAUUCCAUUCCCAGAUCAUAACCAAUCUCCUCGUAAUACCUACCAGUCUGCCAUGGGUAAGCAAGCUAUGGGAGUCUUCCUCACAAACUACGACGUGAGAAUGGACACCAUGGCGAACAUUCUCUAUUACCCUCAGAAGCCCCUUGCAACCACUCGCUCUAUGGAGUUCCUGAAAUUUCGAGAACUUCCUGCAGGUCAAAAUGCCAUUGUCGCUAUUGCUUGUUACUCCGGUUACAACCAAGAAGAUUCGGUCAUUAUGAACCAGAGUAGUAUUGAUCGUGGGAUUUUCCGAAGUUUGUUCUACCGUGCCUAUACCGAUCAGGAGAAGCGCAUUGGCAUGAACGCCCUGGAAUCAUUCGAGAAGCCCUACAGAAAUGACACCAUGAAACUAAAACAAGGUACAUAUGACAAGUUGGAUGAGGACGGACUUGUCGCUCCGGGUGUUCGUGUGUCAGGAGACGAUAUCAUCAUUGGGAAGACAGCGCCAUUGCCGGCAGACAGCCAGGAUUUUGGAAUACGAAACAAGGCCCAUACUAAGCGCGAUGCAUCAACACCUCUGAGGAGUACUGAAAACGGUAUCGUCGACCAGGUCCUCCUUACCACCAACUCCGAGGGUCAGAAGUUCGUCAAGGUUCGUAUGAGAACAACCAAGAUUCCCCAGAUUGGUGACAAGUUUGCCUCUCGUCACGGACAGAAGGGUACCAUUGGCAUCACAUACCGUCAUGAGGAUAUGCCUUUCACGUGCCAGGGUAUCGUGCCCGAUUUGAUUAUCAACCCCCACGCCAUCCCUUCCCGAAUGACAAUUGCCCAUUUGAUCGAGUGUCAGCUGAGUAAGGUCUCGACUCUUCGCGGUCUCGAGGGAGACGCUACGCCAUUCACAGAAGUUACGGUGGACUCGGUUUCCAAGCUUCUCCGAAACCAUGGAUACCACUCUCGUGGUUUUGAGAUCAUGUACCACGGACACACUGGGAGAAAGAUGAUGGCUCAAGUCUUCUUGGGUCCAACCUACUACCAACGUCUCCGCCACAUGGUCGACGACAAGAUUCAUGCUCGCGCCCGAGGACCCCUCCAGAUCCUGACUAGACAGCCGGUGGAAGGUCGUGCUAGGGAUGGUGGUCUGCGUUUCGGAGAAAUGGAGCGUGAUUGCAUGAUUUCUCACGGAGCCGCUUCAUUCUUAAAGGAGAGAUUGUUUGAGGUGUCGGAUGCCUUCAGAGUCCAUCAAACUCUCAACCCAAUCCUUCGAAUGCAGACCAUGCAAGAACAAGACCAAGAUCUCGCAAAUCCACAUGCCAUACGCCGCGAAGCUGCUCUUCCAAGAACUGGCGUCGAUGAAUAUCGCAGCUCGGAUGUUCAUCACGAGAUCUGGGAUUUCAGUUCGCUAGGAGGCUGCGAGAGGGGGUGUAAGAAUGUAUAG
Drepanopeziza brunnea f. sp. 'multigermtubi' MB_m1 is the source of this 3801-nucleotide messenger RNA. Lineage: Eukaryota; Fungi; Ascomycota; Leotiomycetes; Helotiales; Drepanopezizaceae. The record is from RefSeq and is a predicted model, not a curated record.